Messenger RNA from Theileria equi strain WA, 453 nucleotides. RefSeq lists its product as hypothetical. The transcript has a single exon. Lineage: Eukaryota; Apicomplexa; Aconoidasida; Piroplasmida; Theileriidae. The record is from RefSeq and is a predicted model, not a curated record. The coding region runs from base 1 to 453 and encodes 150 amino acids.
AUGGAGCCAGACGGAACUUUGAUCCGUAACGUGGAUGAGUUUUUGAAGCAAACGACUGACCCAGAGUACAAGCAAAUCUUCAGAAUUCCAGUGGACAUUGACAUUACCAUGCAGCCUGAAACUGAUGUAAUUGAGCUUAAAGAAUUUUCUGAGCGCAAUAUCAAAAAGUUUACAGUAAAGCCUGAAAUGAGACUGAGGUUUACGCUCGGUCUUGUUCGAUUUGGUCGUCACGUUCUCAACCGAAGAAUCCGGGGGCUCAUUGACCGAGACAUUAUCUGGGAGGGGGGACUUGAGAUGCCAAGAAUCACGCUCUUUUCGCGAUACAGAAACGGGAAUUGUGUGACCUCAAAGUACGUGUAUGCAGGGGAUGAGACGGGGUUUGCGCUGGAGCAUCGAAAGACGAUACAAGUUUUCAAGCAUCCCAGAGAUGAAGAGGUUAAAAUAAAUUAUUGA